Molecule: messenger RNA, 540 nt
Organism: Penicillium brasilianum
Lineage: Eukaryota; Fungi; Ascomycota; Eurotiomycetes; Eurotiales; Aspergillaceae
Source: the annotation of a GenBank genome assembly
AUGAAACUGAACACCGGCUGGUCAAAGAAGUGGCGGAGGCUUAGAUUGGUGCCGGAGCCCGAGUACUCCGUGACGAGCUUUACCCGAUCAAAGUUGACAGCUGCAGUCCUAGACGAGAAGGGUGAAAUUCGAAGCGAAGCCACAGCGCUGUUCAGCGAGGAGAACGACACCACCGUGGCCAAGAUCGCAUGGCUCAGCGGAAAGGAAAACGCGAAGGCCUAUGGUUCCAUGGUUGUCUAUCUCACUAAGAGCCUUGAUGCGCGGAGACUCCUGGCCGACGGGUACUUCCAUGCUGGAGGAGAAUCUGGCGUGACCAGCACCUUCGAGCACCGACCACGACCGAUGCAAUGCUACAAUUGUCAGGAAAUUGGACACAAGGCAUUCCAGUGCAAGAACAGCCAGAAGUGUGCAAGAUGUGCCGCGGAGGGUCACCGCCACAGCAGCUGCGACCAGACGGUUCCAAAGUGCAUUCCAUGCGGAGGCCCUCAUGAAUCGUACAGCAAGAACUGCCGGAAGCUCUAUCCAUCACGUCAUGAAUAG